Molecule: messenger RNA, 1519 nt
Organism: Erythranthe guttata (spotted monkey flower)
Lineage: Eukaryota; Viridiplantae; Streptophyta; Magnoliopsida; Lamiales; Phrymaceae
Product: putative WRKY transcription factor 57
Biological process (GO): regulation of DNA-templated transcription
Molecular function (GO): sequence-specific DNA binding; DNA-binding transcription factor activity
Source: RefSeq, a predicted model, not a curated record
UCUCUCUCUCUCUCUCACACUAGAUUUGCUUAGAUUUCACCAUCUUGUGGCCCUUCCUAUUUAGAGAUUGACUGCAAAUAUUUUAUUUUAGCUUCUCUUUUUCUUUUUCUUGUCUGUUUGUGCAGAGAUGGAAAAAGAAAAACCAACAAAUCAAAUUGAACGCGUAUUUCUCUUUCCCCCCACCCAGAAACCCUAGCUAUUAGCUUUCUCUCUCCGCGUUUUUUUUUUCUUCACGUGUUUUAGAUAUUUGCUGUUGCGCCCGGAUUGAUAUGGAUGGGAAGAAGAAGGCCGAGGAUCCCGAGUUCACGACCGAGUCGAGCUGGGGACUCGGCGGCGACGUGAACCACGGCUAUUUCUUCGGGAGUGGUACUGAUGAUUAUAGGGAGAGCAGCGUGCUUACCGAUUUCGGAUGGAAUAUUCCGUCCGAAUCUAACGGCGUUUGGGGAUCCGAUUUGGCAGGAAGCGGCGCCGAUGGUUGUGUUUCUGUGGCUACGUCGGGGAUCAGUACUGCGCCGCCGCCUCAGCCGAUGGCGUUGGUGGAUCAGGAGAACAAUACUUUUGCGUCGAAUCCGUCCGUGUCGUCGAGCUCCUCCGAGGAUCUGGGGGAUAAGUCGACGGCCUCCGGUGGCUCAUCCUCCGCCGCCGCCGUAAAUCCGACGCCGUCGUCGGACACAGCGAGCAAGGCUAAAAAGAAAGGAGAAAAGCGACUUCGACAGCCACGUUUUGCUUUCGUGACUAAGAGCGAAAUUGAUCAUCUUGAAGAUGGCUACCGAUGGCGAAAAUAUGGCCAGAAAGCUGUCAAAAACAGCCCUUUUCCCAGGAGCUAUUAUCGUUGUACAAACAGCAAAUGCACGGUGAAAAAGAGAGUCGAAAGAUCGUCUGAAGAUCCGACGGUUGUGAUCACUACAUACGAAGGGCAGCACAGUCACCACUCAUCAUCAUCAUCAUCCGUUGGAUUUCCUUGCAGAUCAGGCGGCGGCGGUCUUCUUCCUCAGCUGCAGCUGGAACCCGAUUCAACAUUUUCAAGAAACGCUUCUUCCAACAAUAUUAAUAAUUCACACGAUUUUAGCUAUUACCCAAGGCCGCCGCUUCAAUUAACUACUCAAGAAAAUUGUGAUUCUAUUAUUAAUAAUAAGGAAUUACCACCAAGUAAAAAUCAAUUAGGCAAAGAUGGAGAGUUAUCUCACCAAGGAAAAGAAACAACUUCACAAGGACUCCUUGGAGAUAUUGUGCCCCCUCGAAUGCGACAUUGAUCAUAGUACGAGCUUUUCCUGGAUCCGAAUUCCAACGGCUGGAUUUUCAUUUUUAUGCUUUGGGAAUAGAAUGAACUGAUGUAUCAGUUUUGUAUAUGAAUGUAUAAUUCUUAAUUCAUUCAUAAGUGAGGAUUUAGUUAUGUUUAGUUGCAAGGGUAGUUUUGUAAUAACCUUUUGACAAUUGGGCCUUUGUAAUGUUGGUAUGGGCUUUCCACUAUUCCCAUUUCAACGACCCAAAUUAUAAUACUACCAAAUUGGUUUAUAUA